AUGAAGACUUUGCUUAAAUUACAGAUUCUCAAAUCCUUGUGGAUUUCCAAAUCAAGUUGUAGGCUUUUCCAUAAACAGCCCAGGCUUCUUGCCCCAGAGCUAUUUUCACAUGACGAAUCUAUCAGGCAGGGUGAACAGCAAGUGCCCGAAUACUUUAACUUUGCAAGUGAUGUGCUGGACAAAUGGUCUCAGAUGGAAAAGGAUGGAAAGAGAUCAUCAAACCCAGCCUUCUGGUGGGUAAAUGGAAGAGGAAAUGAAGUGAGGUGGAGCUUUGAGGAGCUGGGAUUCCACUCCAGAAAAGUGGCCAAUGUCCUCUCUGAUAUAUGUGGUCUGCAGAAGGGAGACAGAGUUAUGCUGAUUCUGCCCCGGAUACCGGAAUGGUGGCUGGUGAAUGUGGCUUGUAUGAGAACAGGAAUCGUCCUCAUGGUAGGGACCUCCCAAUUAACAGCGAAAGACAUUUUGUAUAGACUCCAGGCUUCUAAGGCCAAGUGUAUCAUUACCAAUGAUAUGGUGGCAUCCACAGUGGACGCAGUUGCAUCUGAUUGCCAGUUUCUGAAAACCAAGUUAAUUGUAUCCGAAGGCAGAAGAGCUGGGUGGCUGAACUUUAAUGAACUAUACAAAGCACAAACUGCUGAUCACAUCUGCGUUAAAACGAAGAUUCAAGACCCAAUGGUUAUCUACUUUACCAGUGGAACCACAGGUUCUCCAAAGAUGGUUGAACACUCCCAGGGCAGUCUUGGUUUCAGACCUGUCAUAAGUGAAAGAUACUGGCUGGAUUUAACUCCUGAAGACAUGAUGUGGUGCUUAUCAGAUACAGGCUGGAUAAUAGCUUCACUGGGGUCUGUUCUUGAUCCAUGGGUUUUCGGGUCAUGUGUCUUUGUACACAGCCUUCCACGGGUUGAAUCAACAACUCUCCUAAAUACUCUCUCCAGAUUUCCCAUCACCACUAUCUUUGGUGCUCCGACUUUGUUCCGCAUGCUGGUGCAGCAUGAUCUUACCAGUUACAAGUUCAUGAGUUUGCAGCACUGUGUGAGUGGAGGGGAGCAACUCAACCCAGAAGUGAUCGAGCAGUGGAAAAGGAAGACUGGCCUGACUAUCUAUGAAGUAUAUGGACAAACAGAAACAGGAGUAGUUUGUUCCGUUUUCAAAGGGAUGAAGAUUAAACCCGGAUCAAUGGGAAAGGCAGUUCCCCUUUAUGAUGUUCAGAUCAUCGAUGAGAAUGCUAAUGUUCUGCUUUCUGGACAAGAAGGGGAAAUUGCCAUCAGAAUCAAACCUAAAAGGCCACUUGGUCUUUUCUCUAAGUACAUAGAUAACCCUGAGAAAACCGCUUCAUCAGAACGUGGAAAUUUUUUUGUCACGGGGGACAGAGCGACUAUGGAUGAAGAAGGAUAUUUCUGGUUUCUUGGAAGAUCUGAUGAUGUCAUCAAUUCUUCAGGGUAUCGUAUUGGACCAUUUGAAGUAGAGAAUGCCUUGCUAGAGCACCCAGCUGUAGUAGAAUCUGCUGCUGUCAGCAGCCCAGACCCCCUCAGAGGCGAGGUGGUGAAAGCUUUUGUGGUCUUGUCACCUGCCUUUUCCUCGUGUGACCUGGAAAAAUUAACGCUUGAGUUGCAGGAGCAUGUCAAGAAAGUUACCGCUCCAUACAAAUAUCCCAGAAAGAUGGAAUUUGUCCAACAGCUACCGAAGACAAUCACCGGGAAAAUCAAGAGGGACGAGUUAAGGAACAAAGAAUGGGGAAAAAUGUAA
Molecule: messenger RNA, 1743 nt
Organism: Terrapene triunguis (Three-toed box turtle)
Lineage: Eukaryota; Metazoa; Chordata; Testudines; Emydidae
Product: acyl-coenzyme A synthetase ACSM4, mitochondrial-like
Exons: 13
Coding region: 1-1743 (580 amino acids)
Biological process (GO): fatty acid biosynthetic process; acyl-CoA metabolic process
Cellular component (GO): mitochondrial matrix
Molecular function (GO): fatty-acyl-CoA synthase activity; fatty acid ligase activity
Source: RefSeq, a predicted model, not a curated record